Marchantia polymorpha subsp. ruderalis is the source of this 4390-nucleotide messenger RNA. Lineage: Eukaryota; Viridiplantae; Streptophyta; Marchantiopsida; Marchantiales; Marchantiaceae. The record is from the annotation of a GenBank genome assembly.
AGACUGAAGCUACGAAUUGAGGCGGUGUUUCGGGGGAUCCGCUCCUGACCAACAGUAGCAGCAGCAGAUCCUACUAGCACCCAUCGUCGACUCGAGGGGAGCGACGACGACGGCUAGUAACUCAGCCACUCGAUCAUUCACCCACUCUUCCGCUCGCUCCCCUUCGCUUUCCAGAUACAUCCUCCUCGUUUGCUGAUCGACCAGGAAUUCUGUCCCGAACCCAGCCAAAAAUACCAACUUCGAUUUGACUCUGCUCGUGCUGGGCCUGCACAGCGCUGGACUCCGAUCGAAUAGAAGAAUUUAUUCCGCAGGAACAAAUCGGUGCGAAAAUUACUAGCAGAGCGAGAGAGAGAGAGAACGAGAUAGAGCACGUCGGGUGUGGGCUCUCUGUUAUGCUGUGGAUGGUGGUGGUGGUGUUGCUUGCAGGCAUCGAGGUGCGCCGUCAUGGGAUUGAUUCACUGAUCCAGUGAUGUUUGCCGGGGGCCUCUGCACAAGCGUACAUAGAUCCAGAAGCCGAAUCUCGAGGAAUUCGGGUUGUGUUGAUCGAGGUGCGAGCGCCUGCAGGUCGGGCAAAAGUUUCCAAUUUGGCCAAGGAGUUUGGCUGUUUGAGUCUGGCGGAAGACGCAAGCAGGGAACGACGAGGGACGAGAACAGGGCACGGCUCCAGGCAAGGGAAGGGGCAGAAAAGUAGAGAAGAGAAGCGUCGGUGAUUGAGGCAGGUACGAAGGAGAGCAAUCGCUGUGAAGCUAGAGUUCAGAUCCGAUGGACGAAGGAAUGUCCGUCCAAUUGCCGUGUGCCAGGGAAUUUGUCAAGCUGAUGGUCAUGACGAUGCAGGGUCAGACGGACUAAAGUAGCUUUCCUUCGUCCGAACACGAUUUUUCAGUGGAUUUGCCUUUAGACUCUCUUGCUUUCGGGUCUCAGGCCUUUUGUGACCAGAACUCCACGUCUGAGCGAUCGGACGGGCCUCCAGCCGGAACACAAGGUCCUCCAUUGGAUUGGCAUGUUGCAGGUACGCAACUCGUUCAGAAAGCCAGCGAGAGCUGCUGAUUUAACGAGAAUUCUGUUGAGCAGCUCGUCGGCAGGCUCUGGCAGAUCGAAACCUUAGUGCUCCUGGCUCGUAGAAUCCAUGUGAUCUCGGUGGGGGGCUCGAAGAGCAAGAAGCGAAACGAGGAGCAGAGGAAGGACGGGAUUGGAAGAUGUUGACGAAUAGUCGCAAUGGCAGGAAGCCCAAGCUGUUAUCGGUGGUGGCAUUGGCCGCCGUCCUGUUCUGCCUCGUCACUGCGAGGCUGCUCCGGGUGCCUUACAUAAGUGGAAACUACGGCAAUUCGCCGGACAUGGCGACGAUUUUCCAGACAGCUCUGUCAGUCUCCACGUCGUGGUCUGCACUGGACGAGGACUCGGUGCUGAGCGGAGCAGCACAGGCCACGAGGCCGUCCGUGGAGGAGCUGAUCAGUGCACUGCGAGAAGCCACGCAGAAAGCUGCCAGGGGCGAGUACUUCCUCAUGGAUUUGACGGGGGAGGAGCGCGAGAGGUGGAACCGCGACAACUCCUGUCAAAGCCGGCUGGAGCUCAAGGCCAUGUACAACCGCAGGAAGUACGCCCCGGAUGUGGAAGAGGACGAUGGGCUCUGGGAUGUGGUGCUGGAAGAGUACGCCAAGCUGCACCGAGUGUGCAUGCGCAGAGUGGGUCGGGAAAAUCUGAAAAACUACUUCGAGACGAGAAACAACAGCACGGGGUGCAACUUCGCCAUCGCAGACUACUCGACCGGAGGGGGAUUGGGGAACAAGAUCCUGGCCAUAAGCAACACCGUUCUCUACGCCAUCCUCACGCAGAGAGUGGUGCUCGUGCCCACCUCCACUCUGGUGCCGGAGCUCAUGUGCGAGCCCUUCGUGGGCUCGUCGUGGGUCCUGGAUUCCGACCAGUUCCCCGUGCCUCCGUGGGAGAGCGCGCACCGCCACCUCUGGACGAUUCACAAGGAUGUGUACCAGGAGCUGGACCGCCUGCCAUCGUCGCGCUUCGUGAAAGAUCCUCCGCGGUCCAAGCUCUACUCGUCGUCCAUGGAGGAGUACCAGUACCAGCCCGGCAGCAGAUUCUUCUGCGACGUGGAGCAGGAGAUGUUCAAGGGCGUGACUUGGCUGUACUUCACGGGGUGCCUGUACACGAUCCCCAAGCUCUUCGCCAUUCCUGCGUUCCGGGAGACUCUGGAGGAGCUGUUUCCCAGCAGGCUCGUGCUCACGCGCAUGCUCAGGUCCGUCAUGCUGCCGAACGAUGUGGUCUGGGACAGGAUUAUGCGCGCAGAUGCCGAACAUUUGAAAGAGGCCGAUCGUCGAGUGGGCUUGCAGAUCCGGUUCCGACACAACAUGAAUGAGUAUGUGGAGAUGAACGCCGUGGUGAAUGAACGAGUUCUCAAAUGUGGACUGGACAAUGGGUUCCUGCCAUCGACCGUCGAUCAGGAUGGGACCAUGGAAUCUCACCUAGCGCAGAAGACCUCGGUCCAUAAUUCGAAAUCCUCGUCCUCCGUCAAAGUCUUCGUGGCCUCGUUGUACCCAGGGUUCGCAGACUUCGCCAGAGAGAAGUACGUGUCUCAUCCGAAAUCGACCGGAGAGGUGGUGAGCCUCGUGCAGCUCUCGCACGAGAUGAGUCAAACGUAUGGGCUGGAGAUCGACAGACAAUCUCUUGUGGAGAUCAUAAUGUUGAGCUUCUGCGAUGAUGUCGUGGUGACUCCUCUCUCUACCUUCGGAGGGCUGGCCCAGGCUUAUGGGAAUUUGGUUCCAUGGAUUUUGGAGUUUAGGAAAGAGGGGUCUCAUCCUCCCUGUGAGCGAGGGCAGACGGUGGACGUGUGCUACCAGGAAGCAGAUCAGCUGUACUCCUGUCCCUACAACCGUAGACUGGACAAGAAGAAAAUUUCCGAUGUCGUUCCUUACAUUCAGAAAUGUCUUACUGUCGAUGCACUGGACGGGUUGCAGCUGAUCACCAAAAACUUCAGCGGAACGGAGUAUUACAUAUCUUCAGAUUCCACCGUCGAUCUUCUCGGGUGAAUCCAAACGUCGGUUGUGCCGAGACUUGAACGAAACAUUGAAAGAAUCCAGGAACAUGACGACCUUUUGAGAAUGCCGUCUACAUUCUUUCCUUGCCUGCAGCGGAGGCCUCAAGAAAUUUUCAAGUGGUUGCGCAACGCGCGCAGCCUCUGAGCUCCGACCGGCAUACUGGGAUACCGAUGGCUGAGCUCCACGAUGAUUGUCGUCGAGCUGAGCUGAGCUGUAUUUUUGUACACUCCGUCCCAUUAUAAGAUCUUAGCCCCGACAGCAAUCGCUGAGAGCAAAUCUACUCACAGAACGCCUUGUCUGCACUCUGCGACAUGGACUUUCAACGGAAUUGAGUUUAACUUAGCGCCUGUCUAGCGUAUUCAUCUGCCAAUAAGGCCUUCCUUCACUUUGACGAGCAAACUGCAACUCCCCUAUAUGCCACCGAAAUCCAACCCCCCGCGUGGCCAUGAGUUCACCAGGUCGCUUGGAAAUUGUGAAGACAAAUUGUGAAAAUUGCCACAGGUCUCUGAGAUAGAGAGAGAGAGGGAGAGAGAGAGAGAAUUUGUAAUUAUAAAGACCAAAUUAUAGAUCUCUCUGCUUAGCUGCAGCUGAGCAGAGAGAAUUUAGCUCAGGGUUUUGCAGCUUCUAACACCGAUGAGUAUUGUACUCAUCUGGCCUUCAGAGCCGUAGGACCGAGACCCCGUGUCCUAUUGAGCAGAGCGCUGCGCAGGACAGGGCUUGUUGAAGAAAGGUUCGACAAGAGUUUCGCAGCUGGAAGAGGAGGCACGGAAGGCUCUGAAGAACCGGGGCUGCUGCGGUGGCUCUCCCGAUAUCUACAUCAGGUGCUGUCCCCGCAAUAAAAAGAGCACCGGGCUUUGCCUUGUGAGGAAUUGCUGAGGAAGCGAAGUACGAGGAGGAGGAGGAAGGAAGAGAUUGUAAUCAUAAAGGAGUGCCUGCUAUUGACUCCCCACGAAUCAUUACUGGUAGAAGAGGAGUAAGAAGCUUUCACAAAUUGUGAGCCUAUGAAGACCGUGCGCACUGGUUUUACGCGCAGGGUACAAGGUUGGGUGAAAAUUGCGAGGAAGUGCCACAUGAGAGAGGGAAUCUCUGUCAUGUAUUGUGAGUUCUCGUUAUGGCUGUAAUUUUGCCUUCCAGUUUUCAGCGAGAAGUGUCCGCAUUACACGAUAGACUCUUGCUUGCAUCAGACAGAAUCCAAGGCAGGCUAAAAUGCGCUUUGGGCUCUAUCUGGUGGUAGAAUUGCGCAGCUACAGAACUGCACGAAAUUAUAGCUUCUGAAGCUUAGAAAAUUCAGAAGCUUCGAAUUUUGAGCUUUGAAUAAAGAAGAGUCACGUUGUCAGAGUCUC